Molecule: messenger RNA, 432 nt
Organism: Schizosaccharomyces osmophilus
Lineage: Eukaryota; Fungi; Ascomycota; Schizosaccharomycetes; Schizosaccharomycetales; Schizosaccharomycetaceae
Gene: aps2
Product: AP-2 adaptor complex sigma subunit Aps2
Exons: 2
Coding region: 1-432 (143 amino acids)
Biological process (GO): clathrin-dependent endocytosis; intracellular protein transport
Cellular component (GO): AP-2 adaptor complex; intracellular membrane-bounded organelle; membrane coat
Molecular function (GO): clathrin-cargo adaptor activity
Source: RefSeq, a predicted model, not a curated record
AUGAUUCAAUUCGUCCUUGUUCAAAAUCGCCAUGGAAAAAACCGACUUUCUAAAUACUAUGUCCCUUUUGAUGACGCUGAAAAAACACAAGUAAAAAACCAGAUUCAUCGCCUUAUUUCCGAAAGAACGCAAAAAUACCAGGCCAACUUUUUGGAAUGGAGAAACAGCAAGCUGGUCUAUCGUCGAUAUGCUGGGCUCUACUUUUGCUUUUGCGUGGAUACUGCGGACAAUGAUCUAGCAGCCUUAGAAAUGAUCCAUUUCUUUGUCGAGAUUUUAGAUUCCUUUUUUGGAAACGUUUGCGAACUUGAUCUUAUUUUUAACUUUUAUAAAGUUAGUGCUAUAUUAGAUGAAAUCAUAUUAGGAGGUGAAAUUGGUGAGUCCAACAAAACUGCUUUGCUUGAACGAAUUGAAGCUCUCGACAAGCUUGACUAG